This is a messenger RNA of Ceratitis capitata (Mediterranean fruit fly), 704 nucleotides long. It is a transcript of the gene RpL18A, whose product is annotated as 60S ribosomal protein L18a. Lineage: Eukaryota; Metazoa; Arthropoda; Insecta; Diptera; Tephritidae. The record is from RefSeq and is a predicted model, not a curated record. Gene Ontology annotation, molecular function: structural constituent of ribosome. Gene Ontology annotation, cellular component: ribosome; cytosolic large ribosomal subunit. The coding region runs from base 91 to 624 and encodes 177 amino acids. The transcript has 2 exons. Gene Ontology annotation, biological process: translation.
UAUGUGUGUUGGUGCCACGCUUGCAACCCUGCAAGUUAAGGUGCGAACUUGGCUGCGUUUUUCUCUUCCUUUUCUCUGAACGCUGCUAAAAUGAAAGCCAAGGGACAGUUGAAAGAAUACGAAGUGAUUGGCCGCAAGUUGCCAACCGAGAAGGAGCCACAAACUCCUCUCUACAAAAUGCGCAUCUUUGCCCCGGAUAAUAUCGUGGCCAAGUCGCGUUUCUGGUAUUUCUUGCGUCAACUGAAGAAGUUCAAAAAGACCACUGGUGAAAUUGUCUCCCUGAAACAGGUCUACGAAACUUCCCCAACCAAAAUUAAGAACUUUGGCAUUUGGUUGCGUUAUGACUCGCGAUCUGGUACACACAACAUGUACCGUGAAUACCGUGACCUGGCUGUUGGCGGAGCUGUUACACAGUGCUACCGUGAUAUGGGUGCCCGUCAUCGUGCUCGUGCUCAUUCAAUUCAAAUCAUUAAGGUCGAAGCGAUCCCUGCCAGCAAGACCCGUCGUGUACAUGUCAAGCAAUUCCACGAUUCCAAGAUCAAGUUCCCAUUGGUACAAAGAGUACACCACAAGGGCAACAGGAAAUUGUUCUCAUACAGAAAGCCAAGAACCUACUUCUUGUAAGAUGUUUCUUUGCAGUUAUUUUUUAACUUUUUGAUUUAAAAUAAUAAAUAAGAGUCGUUGAGAUCGAGACUUGUGUAAAA